UACCAUCAAGAUCAAGAUCAAGGAGAGCAGUGGGCCGCGGGAGGGGGGACAGACGAAAGAUGGCAGAGGAGGCGCUAAUGUCAGCGGCUUUAGCCAGGUCCCAGUCCUUCCACACCUUCAACACGCCGCAGAUAACAGCCAGCAAGUGCGGGAAUAACCAGCUGGAGUGUCGAGUGUGUGAGGACGGGUUCAGCCUGGGUGGAGACAAGGUGCCACGCCUGCUGUUCUGUGGCCACACCCUCUGCCACGCCUGCCUGCUGCGCCUCCCCACCCACGAUAACAACAUCCACUGCCCCUUCGACAGACAGCCCACCCCGAUAAGUGCCUCGGGAGUGUGGGGCCUCAAGAAGAACUUUGCCCUGCUGGAACUCCUGGAGCGCUUGUCCCUCUCCCGGUCCAAUACUGCGCUGCUGCCGGAGGUCCUCAUCAAGCAGCGAGAGCUGGGCAUCUCCUGUGAUGAGGAUGAGGACCACCUGGCUGUCCUGUACUGCACGGUCUGCGCCUCCCACCUGUGUCUGGAGUGCUCGGAACGCACCCACGCCACACGCACCCUUCACAAACACAAGCGCAUCCCUCUUUCUGUAAAGGUCCCCACAGCAGCACUCCCCAGCAGGCUCUUUAAUUCCUCCUUCCCCGUGUGUGAUGCAGAGAAGCCCCGGGAGAAGCCAAGGUGUGUCGAUCACUCCUUCCAUCCAGUGGAGUUUGUGUGUCUGGAGGAAGAGUGUCAGGCAGCUCCCCUCAUGUGCUUCAUAUGUAAGGACUACAAGCACACUAAGCACAAGCACAUGUUACUGGAGCAGGAGGCAGAGAGAAUCCGAACAACCAUCAGUGCAGCGCUUCAACACAUCAAGAGGGUGGCACAGGAGCUUACUGACUCGGCACACAAGCUGGAGGGCGUGGCCAGACAGCUGGAGGGGGGACCGGGGGACAACUUACCUUCAGACAGUGACAGCAGCAGGGGCACGGCAGAGGAGGCGAGGGUGCGGGUGAGCCAGUACUUUGCCCAGCUGCGGGAACAACUGAACCGGCAGGAGAGCCAGGCCAUGACAGCGCUGGAUGCCCACGUGAGGGAGCGACUGUGUUCCAUCAGGCAGCAGCAGGAGGACCUCGCCACGCUUCUGUCCCAGAUGGUGGCGGUGGUGGUGGAUGGGGAGAGGGCGGUGCAGCACGACGACGGCCGGCUUAUCAUGGCAUUCAGGGACUUGUCGGCUCGCAUGGCUCACGUCACAUCGCAGGAGCAACAGUUGGCGCAGCUGCUGGCACUUGCACCUGAUCCAGCCAUUCCUAUCACAUUUACCAAGGACAACCGCAUUCACAUUGGGGCAAGGAUUGAGAUGCGAGUGGUGACCCUUGGCCUGGAUGGGGCGGGGAAGACCUCCAUCCUGUUUAAGCUGAAGCAGGAUGAGUUUGUCUCCACAAUCCCCACCAUCGGCUUCAAUGUAGAGACCAUAGAAUACAAGAAUUUCAAGUUCACUGUGUGGGAUGUUGGAGGUCAGCUGAAGUUGCGUCCCCUGUGGCGCCACUACUACUUCAACACUCAGGCAGUGAUUUUUGUGGUGGACGCAACUGAUGUGGAGAGACUUCCCGAGGCACAGACGGAACUCACCAAGCUCAUGACAGAGAGGGAGCUGAAGGAUGCCUCUCUGCUCAUCUUUGCCAAUAAGGAGAACUCAGAGCACGCCUUGGGAAUGCCAGCCCUCACUGAUAGCCUGGGUCUCCACAAGCUGUGUCUGGGGCGCUCAUGGCACAUCCAACCCUGCGACGCCCAGUCUGGCACGGGUCUCCACCAAGGGCUGGACUGGCUGGCUCGGCAACUUGUCCCUUCAGAAGUCCUCAACUCUGCCGGCUGAUCAUCCAGAGAUGCUUCUUUUUGUCCCCCAAGUGUAGUGAAGUAGUGGAGGUAUUGAGGUGUGUUGGGUGACUGAGGUGUGGCUGGGAGUGUAGCACCUUACCAGGUCAUGUUCCUUGUACAAGAGAAAGGUAGGGAGCAUUCUGUGAGUCCCUAUUGUGCUGUAGGUGGUGUGGGAAGGGAUAAGAGUAUCUGCAGUGAUAAUAUUUAACUCCCAGGGAAGAGGAUUAAGAGAUGUUAUGUAGGUGUCUAGUUGUGCUUGAGAGUUUGUAUACAGAGGAGUGUCAGGCCAUGAAGAGGUUCCCUGGUGAAGCCUUGUCUCUCAGCAUGGGAAAGGGAGAGGGAGGGAUGCAGGGCUGCCAAGAUGGAAUUUUGUAACCCUUGAAGCAUAGCAUAGAAGUGUAGGUAAUGCAUAAGGAUCUGAAAUUCUGUUUACAAUUAAGGAUGAGGGUAGAAAGGAAACUGAAGGUGCCAAGUUGGGGUCUGUGUAUGAAGGCAGAGGGAAGACAGUGGUACCAAGUGAAGGUGAGAAGUUUUAUUCUCAUCUCAGGACAAAGGUAGGUGAUUCAGGACUACCUGCUAGCAAGUCUCUGUUUUAUCCCCAGUGUAGCACAGGAGUAGGAAGACACUCAAUGGUAGCACACCUAGUCAGUCUGAUGUUUUAUUCUCUUUGUAGAAGUGAAGUAGAUGGUCAUUCUGUGGUCCAACCUAGUCAGUGUGAUGUUUAUUUCUAACGUAGGAAAGAAAUAGAUGAUGCAGCAAGUCGGUACUAGUCAGUCUGAUGUUUAACUCUCAGUGUAGGACAGAGAUUGAAAUUGAUCCUGUGGUACCUAAGUGCAUUUUUAUCCCCCUUUCAAUGAAGGACGGAAGUUGCUGAGUGAACAUUUCCCGCAAGUGUAGGAUGGAGACAAAACACCAACUAGGAUAUCAAGAUGUUGAGGUUUUUGUUCCCGGGAUAGAGUAUCGUCAGGGGUCCAAAGGUAGGUAAUUAGAGAUUUUUUUCCCUUUCUCAAUACAGGAUAGGGUUAACAUGUUCUUGCCAGCAGAAGCCACAAGCAGCAGGUCCCCAGUCUGUGCCACCACUGGGGCAUGCUUGCUACAAGUACUCCCUCAUGUGGGAUGUGUGAGGAAGUUUGGUUCUCUGCCAUAAACUAUCCAGUCUCGGUGAUAACUUAGAAUGUGAUGCUGUUUUAUAAUUAGGAAAAAUUUAUGAUGUCAAUUUUACUUUGCACAGGUGAAGUUGAAAGGUGUAAAAUGUGCUUAGAGAAAUUUAUACCAUCAUAUUUUUCUUUGCACACGUGAAGUUAAGAAGUGUUAAAUAUGCUUAGGAAAAUUUGGAUGACAUCAUUUUUACUUUGCACAGAUGAAAUUGAAAAGUGUAAAAUGUGCUACUAAUACUAUCUUGACUCUGGUGGGUAGUGUAGUUUGGGGCUCAGAUAUGUACACCCUUGUGAUUGACUUGACUUGGGCAGUUAGUAUGACUCACUCACUUCAUUGGCUCAUCUCACUCAGUUAUUUCCUAGCUAUUGUCUGUAUAUGAAAGCAAUGAAAAGAAUGAUGCGGUAACACCCAAACACUAAUGCAUUGCCCAUGAAAUUAUGAAGGUUUAUAACACUUGUGGCUUGUUGUUCUGAGGCUCUUGUUUGGGCAGGAGUGAGAUGACAGCCCAGUGUUUUUCAGGUCAUUACUUGUAUCUGUAAUGACGGAAAAUUAUAAGCAUCUAUAUCCAUUGUUUCUCAAAGAAUAAACCAUUUCAGCCCUGCAUGGUUUACCAGCAUAACCUUCCUUAGUCAAUUAGAAAGGGUGUGCAUAUGUGAUGUACUUGUUUAUCAUGUUAUAGGAGGUUUGAAGCAAGUGUACCUCAUACCACUUCCCCUUCAGCCAGAUCAGCUUCAGGACACCAUACCAAAAAAGAGGCAGUAGUCAGGGGUAACUGUAGACAACAUAUGUAACAUAUCCUCUCUCAUGUACUGUAGAAUUACUUGUGUUGGCCUCCUCACACCCCACACCCCCACAUGUCCCUCCUGCCAGUGAGGUGUGGUGGUGGUGGUGUGGGUGGGUUGCCAGGGAGGUGAAAGCCAAGUUAACCCUGCACCUCUCCCCGGUUCUCAGGAUACUGAUAUUGUGUGGCCAGAACCUGCAGUGACAGUGAUAAGGCCAGAACUCAGACAUGCUCUGUUCUCUUGCCACGACUAUUUUCCAAGACCACAGAGAUGAUUUGAGAUGAGAGUGUUUCUCCUCUUUAUGAUGUAGAAAUCUUGUUCAUCUGGUACUAUAAUGAUAAACACCCUAAAAAAUUAGUGUAACUUCAGAGGCUUUUGAAAGUAGUCAAGGUGUGAAUAGAAAUGUUUUUGAAUCUGGUCUGUAAUGAUGACAUUGACCACAAUCAGUGUUUCAAAUUUGAGCGUAACAAUGUGAAAUGAUCUGCCAUGAAAGUAUUGCACCUUAUUUAUUGGAGGUGAUGAGUGACAGUGAAGGCAAGCAUGCAUAUCACACUAUGAAUGUGCUGUCUAAUAUUUAGUCAGCCAACUCACAUAACUCUUACUUAACUUGUAUGACCCUCAGAGGCUGCACAUCUCACAGGAACCAAGACGCAGUACAAACACCAGAGGGUUCUUGUGGAGACUGCUGAGGGGAGGCUUGCCUACACGCGCACACACACACACAUUUACUGUUGAGAAAACUGUAACCUGGUAUAAGCCUGAGUGGUGGAGAUACAAAGCUGUGUGUGUGUGUGUCUGAGUUCUUUUCACCCAAGCAUUAACACUUUUCUAUGCCGUCAAAAUAGUUCACCAGUUUCCAGUUUUUUUCAUGCAUUUCUUAUACCAGGUUAGAGUUUUCCCAUUGGUACACAUACUGUACACACACACAACUUUAGCAGCAUAAGUGCUGUAGUAUUUUCUUGAAUAUUUCAAGUAUAAUUUUCAUUCAUACCAUUAUAGAUACAUUAAGUUUGUUGGUGUGUCACAGACAGGAAGGUUCUGUUUCAAAGGACCUGCCUGUCCAGGAACACCUGAGUGACAGGCAUGUUCCUGCCAACAUGCCACCACCCUGGGCAGGCUGAGGCGCCAGCUGGACAGUGGUGGAGUGGGUGGCUGGCAGGACACUGUCGCCUGGCAUGGAGUGACAGGUGUGUUUCUGCCGACAUGCCACCAUCCAGGGCAGGCUGAGACACCGGCUGGGUGGUGGUGGACUGGGUGGCUGGUGGGACACUGUUGCCUGUGUGGUGUCAACUAGAGGAGUGUGAUGGAGACAGAUUCUGUCCACCUUGUCUUGUACUUGUUCCUGAUACACUGUUGCAAUAACUAACAUAUUCAGUGUUAGAAAAGUAGGAGUUUUAUAUAUAAUAUGUAUAUGUACUGUUUUGAAACUUGCCACCUUUUGUGUAAUACAAGCAGUGAGUCCUUGACUGACAUCGUUGUCUUCAUAGUGUUUCCAGCAGACUCUGAGUGGCGACUGGCAAUGUGUGCUGGCCUGGCCCAGGCAUGGCACAGUGUGACUCAGGGACUCACUGCACAGGAAAGCUACAAAUGCCUGUAUUUUUGCUGCAGUGAGUAACCAUUUUUAAUCAGCUGUCUUGUAAUGAGUAGGACUGACAGUUCUCCAGUGGAUGCUCACGGCACCACACUUUUUAUCCAAGUUUUUGUGCUCAGCUGUUUAGUGUCACAGAUGCAAGUAUUUAUCAAAACUCAACUCUUUCUCACCAUAUCUGAGUUGUUGUUGCAUUUACUCCAGAGAUGUUGCCCAAGUUUACAUAUAUUGACAUUUAAUAAACCAUCAAUUUGA
Molecule: messenger RNA, 5635 nt
Organism: Scylla paramamosain (green mud crab)
Lineage: Eukaryota; Metazoa; Arthropoda; Malacostraca; Decapoda; Portunidae
Product: E3 ubiquitin-protein ligase TRIM23-like
Exons: 11
Coding region: 60-1850 (596 amino acids)
Biological process (GO): vesicle-mediated transport; intracellular protein transport
Cellular component (GO): plasma membrane; cytoplasm; lysosomal membrane
Molecular function (GO): zinc ion binding; GTPase activity; GTP binding
Source: RefSeq, a predicted model, not a curated record